CACGGGAAUUCCUUCGAGUUCAGCACAAUUAUAGACAAUUAUUUUCCUGAAGUGGAUCAUCAUCAUCAUCCUCAGAAGACAAUUGACAUCGAAGCCGUGUUCUCGGACGAUCCCAGUGAAAGCAGCUUCUUGGUUUACCAGAUUUCCCGUCAGUUCUAUGACAGCAUUUGCAGCCAUUCAAAUCAUCUGAGUGUCGGGGUCCCGCAC
Messenger RNA from Notodromas monacha, 207 nucleotides. The record is from the annotation of a GenBank genome assembly. Lineage: Eukaryota; Metazoa; Arthropoda; Ostracoda; Podocopida; Cyprididae.